AUGAGUGACAAAAGCAAUUCGAAGCCGCCAGCCCUUGAUCUGGGCAAGCAUCAUAAAUCCGACUUUGAAAGCAUCGCUUACAAGAUUGUCUCACCAGGUCUCCCGCCUCUAAGCGAUAAAAACAGAACAGCUGUGCGUCAGAGUAAAUCCAUAGAGGCCCAGCAAAAACGAUUAAUUAGCGAGCGUACGCAAAGUACCACGCCGACAGAGCCCUCAAGAUCCCCUAGAGAAGGCUUGGGGAAAAGUCUCCCUCGUUUACGUCGAGCCAGGGUCCCGCCUCCUUUGGACGUGACAAACCAUGGAUCAUGGAGAUACGGAUCGGCAAUGCGUUCCGCUCCUUUGAGGGGACACAGAAUGGUUGCCAGACCGUACCCUGUGCCACAGAUGGUUUACAUGCCGCCGGCUGUUCCCUACUACGUUCCUCCUGUUGCGCCCCGCUUUCACCAAGUUAAUAUUCACAAGGGCCAUUACGUGGUAUCCCAACAGCCAGCUAGUCCGGAUGAGGCCGAGCCCGAAAACGAGAAUGAUGUUUGCGAAAAGUCCAACGAGACGUCUUUCGACGACGACGUGGAAAGCUGCGCCAUUGAAGAUGGCGCCGUUGCCAGUCCACCAGUGCACGACAAAGAGCCUCCUGUUUCACUUGUCUCUGGUGAAUUGAGACUUGGAACAGAAAUCUACACCUACCAGCUCCCACUGCAUCAAGAACACAAAGAUUCCAAAGACCAAUGGCUCAGGCUUUGCGGUACUAUCUUUGACGACUAUAUUGCGAGGACUGAAUAUUCAUGA
This is a messenger RNA of Ogataea philodendri, 786 nucleotides long. RefSeq lists its product as uncharacterized. The transcript has a single exon. The coding region runs from base 1 to 786 and encodes 261 amino acids. The record is from RefSeq and is a predicted model, not a curated record. Lineage: Eukaryota; Fungi; Ascomycota; Pichiomycetes; Pichiales; Pichiaceae.